GCUGCUGCAAGGCGUGUCUGGGGCUGAGCUCAUGUGAUGAAGAGAGGGAAAAACAAGGGUGGGGGAGGAGGCAUAGAGGUGGUGGCUUUUUUUUUUUUUAAAGGAGUUUGCAGAGAGCUUGUCGCCUUCAUUCGCAGUCCGGGCUCAUCCCGAGGAGGAGGAGGCAGGUGAAUCCAAGUGGCUUGGGACAUCGGUCCCUAAGGAGCCUGUCUUCCCUCGCUCCCCAGCCGACUGCCGGGAGCCUCCUUGAGAUUGGUGGAAAGCAGAUCGGUGCGGUGUGUGAGUGCGUGCGUGCGGUGUGUUGCGGCUGACCCGAGAAGAACCGCAGUGGAGCCAUGGGCGCGGGGAGCUCAACAGUGACGGCGCCGCCGGGGUCGCCGCAGGAUGCGGCUGAGCCCGGAGAGGCAGGGGCCCCGGUGCUGGAGGAGCAGGAGAACGGCAGCCCCUCUACUGAGGCUGCAGAUGCAGCAGCUGCGCCGGAAUCUCCGGGGGACCGCGCCACGAGCGCAGCCCCAGCAUCCCCCAAGCUUCUACAGAAGAAUGGACAGAUAAGCAGCAUUAAUGGAAUACCAGAAGGACAAGGAGGAGACCCAAAUAAACAGCAGGAAGAAGCAGUUGUCUUAGAUGUUGGACAGAGAGACUCCGAAAACAUGAUUGAAAAAGAUGAUGUGGAUAAUUCUCUGGUAGCUAGGUCAGCAUCUAGUGUGCAGGAUGUUCAGGAGACUGUUCAUGAAAUAAUUGAGCAAAUGCCUUUGUCAGAAGAUAAUAUAGAAGAGUUGGAGCCACCUACAGAAUCUCAAUCUAAUGAUGUUGGAUUUAAGAAGGUGUUUAAGUUUGUUGGCUUUAAAUUUACUGUGAAAAAGGAUAAGAAUGAUAAGUCUGAUCCUGUUGAAUUGCUCACAGUCAAAAAAGAUGAAGAUGAUGGUGUGGAAACGAAUGGAGCUGAUGAGUGUCAAGAUUCUGGUUCAGAAAAUGAAGCAUUACCUAAAGAGACUGAAUCGACCCAGUUAGUUGGGACAGAUGAAGAAAGUCAGAGAGAGAGUGCAGAUCCUGAGGAAGGGAAGAGUUCUGAGGAAGAGAAACAAGAAAAAGGCAACAAAUCUUCUGAACCUGAAAAUAUAUCAUCAUUCAAAAAGUUUUUCAGUCUUGGUUGGGCUGGCUGGAGAAAAAAGACCAGUUUUAGGAAGUCUAAGGAGGAAGAGCCAGAGAUUUCUGAGAAGAAAAAGGAGCAAGGGCUGGGGAAAGGAGAUGUAGUUGAAAUUUAUGAAGGGAAGAAAGAGGACGCUACUGAACAGUUAACUGUUUCUGAACAUCUACCCCCCCAGGAGGCCAUUGACAGUAUAAAAGAUUCCAGUAUGUCUGAGAAUGAAAAAGUACAUAGAUCCCCUGAAGAUCAAGUUCAAGAAGCACAGAUAUCUUAUGAAGAGAAAGUUGCUCCUUUAGCCACAGAGGUGUUUGAUGAGAAGGUAGAGACGGUAGCAGAAGUUCAUGUCAGUACUGUGGAAGAGCAAGAACAAACAGAUCAAAGCUCCAAGGUAGAACAGGCUGUUGGAUCUUUGUUCAUUGCAGCAGCUGAAAUGAAUGCAGAUUUACAGAAAGUUGAAGUGACAGAGAAGCUGGUCAAGACCAGAGAACUGGUCUGUGCCUCCGGAGAUGACUGUGUUAAACUAGUUGAACCAAGUCUUGAACAAUCAGCUUUGUGUCAGCAACAUGAGGGCAUCACAAAUGAGGUAGAAAUAUUGUCCUCACAAGAAAGAGGUAGAUUGCAAGGAAGCCCAUUAAAGAAACUUUUUACUGGUACUGGCUUAAAAAAACUGUCAGGAAAGAAACAUAAGGGAAAAAGAGGAGAUGAUGAAAUAAAGCCAGAGGAAUCAGGGGAGUUUACACAAGUGUCAGAGGAUUCUCCAGAAACUCCAGAGGAACAAAAGGGCGAAAGCUCUGCUUCAUCCCCAGAAGAAUUGGCUGAGGUUACCUCUGUAGAGAAGGAUAUUGUAGAAGCACCACAAGAGGUUGAGAUUGAAGAAGAAGGUACUACUUCAGAUGGAGAGAGAAAGAGAGAAGGUGUUACCCCCUGGGCAUCUUUUAAAAAGAUGGUGACACCCAAGAAACGUGUUAGAAGGCUUUCUGAAAGUGACAAAGAAGAUGAAGUUGAGAAAGUAAAGAGUGCUACACUGUCUUCAACUGAAAGUGCAGUUUCUGAUAAUCAGGAAGAGAUGAAAGGACAUGGGGAUGAUCAGAAGACAGAAGAGCCAAAGCGUAAGGUUGAUACUUCAGUAUCCUGGGAAGCCUUAAUUUGUGUAGGAUCUUCCAAGAAAAGAGCAAGGAAGUCAUCAUCUUCUGAUGAAGAAGGAGGGUCUAAAGUUGUUAGUGGAGAUUCCCAGAAAACAGAAGAUGUAGGAAAAAACAAAGAAUCUGGGACAGAAAUAACACAUCUACAUUCCCACGAAGGUGAUCAAGGGCAGAUAAAUUCUUCCCCUGAGCUAGCUGGAAGCCCGCUUGAAGGUGAGGGAGUUUCCACAUGGGUGUCAUUUAAAAGAUUAGUUACUCCAAGGAAAAAGUCAAAAUCAAAAAUGGAAGAGAGAAAUGAGGAAUCUGUAACUAUUUCUGGCAUAGAACAUUCUGCUUCAGAUAUAGAACCUGUGAAAGAAGAAUCCUGGGUUUCAAUCAAGAAACUCAUUCCUGGUCGAAGAAAGAAAAGGCUAGAUGGGAAACAAGAACAAGUUACUGUUGAAGAAGACCAUACAGGAGUUAAUGAAGAUGAUUCCGAUAUCCCAGCUGUUGUUCCUUUAUCUGAGUAUGAUGCAGCAGAACAAGAGAAAAUUGAAGCCCAACAAGCAAAAACCGCCGAAGCAGCAAAAAUUUCACCUCUGCAAGAGGUGAAAUCUGGACAAGUAGAAGGUCCAGGAACAGAGGAGACUACUGAGGGACUGGUUCAUGCAGUUGGUGUAACUGUCGUAGAGGGGGAAAGGGCGGUUACAAGUAUUGAAGAAAGGUCACCAUCUUGGAUUUCUGCUAAAAUUACAGAACCCGUUGAAGAAGCCACAGAUCAACCGAAACAGCAGACUGAGGAGAUAUUUGAAAAAGAAGUACUUGUUGAAGUACCUGUUACUAAAACCUUGCCAGAUAUAAAGGACACUGGCAGUGACACGAUUGUUAGUGAGCUAGAGUUAACUUCUGAAGCAGUGACAGCUCCAGAAGAGGCAGCAGAAAUGACAGAAGCCUCUUGUGCGGAAGAGACCACUGAAAUGGUUUCUGCAGUUUCACAGUUGACUGACUCUCCUGAUACGACAGAAGAAGCCACACCUGUGCAGGAGGUAGAAGAUGACACGCCGGAUUUAGAAGCUCUUAAGCAACGAACUCAGGAAGUGAUUGAGGCAGUUAUAGAAAAAGUUAAGCAAGCAGGAGAAUCUGAGGUUACUGAAACUCUUGUUUCAGGAGACACAGUUUUAACAGUUCAGAGUCUUGAAACUAAAAUACCAGCGAAAGUGAACGUGAAAGAAGCUGAACAAAGUGGUGAUCACCAAGAGAUCAGCCUAGAAAUUGGAGAAGCAACUGGGUUAGAUGACAGUAAAGUGUUGCAUGCUGAGGUGCAGGAACAGGUACAAGCAGCAAAAUCUGAAGAUGUAACUAUUAAUGAUGGGCAAGAAAUAAUUGUACCUUCAGAAACCUUUAAUAAGUUUAAUGAAGUUGAAAGGAGUAUAGAAGUGAAGGAAUGUAAGUCAUACAAUGGUUUCACAACUUAUCAAGCUGAGACUACAGGUAUUGAAACGUCGCAAAUUCCAAUACAACAGAUAACACCAGUUGAAAUAAGUACAGAUGAAGGUUCUCUUGUGAUACAUUUUGAAGAGACCAGUAUAAAACAGCAAGAAGGCAGUGAUGUUGAUGACUCUGUACCUGCAUUAGGAUCUGAAAUUGUAGAAACAACAGUGGUCGCUGUAUCAACUGAUAAGCCUCCAGAAAGUCCUGGUUUCCAGUCUUCACAGGGGAACAAGGAACAGUCUAAAGUGGAAGAAGUUCCAGUACCUACUGAGGAACAGAUAGUUGGGCAAAUGGGACAGAACCUUUCAGAGACUGAAGUGGUUCAAGAUUCAAGUCCUUUUGUUGAUCAGGAAGUGAAAGAUAGAAUAACUGCAAAAGAACAGGUCUCUUUAGACACAGAAGUGAUGGAGUUACUUGAUCAAACGAAGAUAGACCAAGUUGAACUGAAAGAUGAAAAAGUUACUGAAAAAGACAAAUUAGAAUAUGAAAACAAUUCUGAAAAGGUUGAACUUCAGAUCAGUUCUCACUCAGCUUCAGUGGAGGAAGAAGUCUUGGUUCAGGAAGACUUAGUGUCCUCGGAAAUGCUCAAAGUUCAGAGCUCUGAGGCUCAAGAAGCAUCUUUACCAUUAAGAGCGGCAGCAAUAGCAGAGAAGGCUGUAGCAGAAGCUGUAAAACUUUCAGAAACAGCUGAAAAUUUGGGUUCUGUAGCUGUUGAAUUAGUAACUGAAAAAAUACCCUCUGAAAGUAUGCAAGAUUCUGAUAGUGGUGGGUCAGACCAAGCAGUACUCAUGGAAAAGCAAUCUCUUGCAGGGUCUAUACUUCAAGAAAAAGCAAAAACAGUGGUAUUAUCUGCUAUUACAGAGACUAUCAAAAGCUCUGGCAUCAUGAAAAGACCAGAGGAAGAGUCCCAGAAACUGUCAGAUGCAGCCAGUGUUGAAAUUGUUUCUCAGGAAGUCAAACCAACUCUAACCGCAGUAGAACUUGGAAAGGAUGAAGAUGAUAUUUUGACCAUCAGAACCCAGAGUACCAGAAUUGUACAAAAUGUUAUUCAGACCGCCGUUGAUCAACUUGUUAGUGCCAAAGAUCUAAACUCUCAGACUUUUGCACUUGAUGCAGAGGAGCAGGCUCAGAUAAGAAAAUCUGAAGAGGAGGGUACUCUACAUGAAUCUGAAAGAAAUGAAAGUGAACUGAUAGUACAGUGUGAAAUGGAAUCUGUUACAACUGAAGACUUAGGGCUAGCAGCUGUUGAACAAACUUCAGAUGCACCUGUAAUUUCUGGUAUUUACAAAGAAGCCUCCAUUUCUGAAAGUUCUGAAACGAUAGUGGCCAUUGAGGUACAGAUACCUGAAUUAAAGUUAGGUGAACAGCAGCAUGAAGAAGCAGCACCACAGCUAGAAGAAAAAAAAGAAGCCAUUGAAACAAAGACUGAGCCAAAAAUUGACAGUGCAGCGUCAGGAGAAGUACCUGAUAAGUCAAAACACAUACCUAAAGGAGAAAAUGAAGAUGACAUUGCGAUUGACCGCUCAGAUGAUCCAAAAUUAGUACCAGAGGAAAGUAAUGACCUAUGCAAAGGGUCCAUAGAUUCAAAUGGACCAAAACGGAAGGAAACUGUUGAGGGUCUGGAAUGUCAAGAAAGACUAGUACUUCAGGUAGAAAAAGAAAUUUAUAACCAGUCAGUAGAAGAUACCAAAACACAGACACAAGAGGAGGUACAUAAACAUGAUGAGCCUUGUGAGUCUCCACCAAAAUCAGCACCUAAGGAGUCUUGAGGCAGAAUUUAAUUCAGAAUGUGUGUCGUAGGACCAGAAUGUGAAGAAAGGCGAUGUAAGAAAGUGAAGGCUGCUGUUGAUUAGAUUCAAGACUAAUGUUCCUGAACUGUGAGAACAGAAGAUUAGGUCUUACUACCUGAAGCCAUUCCAAGAGAGCCACUGACAACCCUGAGACAUCAGGAGCUAUACUCAUCAUUCUUUUAUGUUUGGAUGUCAACAUUUCCUCUUUUUGAGACAUUUCUCUUUUUUUCUCUUGAUAACAUGUGAGGUUUCUCAUUUAAUGACCUUAAUUCUGAACCUUGAGAGGAGUUGGAAACAUUUAGUUUCUCAUAUUCCAAAUCUUAGUUUCAAAUGCUUCCAAAACUGGAGUGUAAUUCUUUGUGUAUUUAUAUGUAUAUCUUAAAUAAACCUUGUUCUGUUUUUAUUGUACAUUUUUCUUCACUUACUGGUUAAGGAGAUAUUCUGUCACAUAUUAUAUGGAGUACCAAGUACACAUGACCAUAGUAAAGCACUGUGGAGUUUGGAGCCACAAGAAGACAAUAAGGGAGGCUUCAUUUGCUGCUUUCAUGAGAGUCCUUCCUGGUCCAAAGGUACAAUUCCUACUGAAGACAUCCAUUCAUGUUGAGAUCCCCAUUUGUAUCAUUACUCUGAAAUAGGGGCUUUUUCUACUCAACACAGAGUGAAAAUUUGUAGAACCAUAGCUAGCUUAUUGAUGGAUUUUGCUUUAAGUGCUAGUGAAAGUUGGCAGGAAGUCUCAACAAUUUUCAAAUUCUACAUAUUUUUAGGCCUUCCUUUGUUUCAGAAUGGAUGUUUAGACAUGAGUGUGCUUAAGGACUGAGUAAAAAAUUGUUUUUGAUGUUACUGAGAAAAGAAUGCAUUGCUUUAAGUUUUUGGAUUCUGUUGUUCUUGUAUCCUGGGCCAUAUCCACAUACACACAGCAUGAAGUAAGACAAGUUCUUUAGAAAGUGGUUUUUGAUAGAUAACUACAUUAUGUCUUCUCCAUAUAUAUGCCCACUUGUCUUAACAGUGUUUCAUUAUGUUCAUAUACAUUUGGUAAACUGUGACUUGACAAGUGAUUUAAAUAAAAUAUUUGCUUACACUUAGGUUUGUUGGUCUUAUUAGAAUGUAGGAAAUCUGGGCUAACUUUGUAAAGCAUUUGGAUCAUAUUAAUCAAAACAGGCUUGAACUACUAACCUCUGUAUCAAAGGGGAUCACACCACCACUUUAAAAGACAGCUGUCUUAGAGAAGGCUGGACUGCAUAUUAGAAACCUCUGUUCAGUGGCAGUUCUUUUUCUUUAGGAGGUCUUUAACAUUGGCAAAGACUAGCCACAUACUGAGCUGUCAUUAUUGGUGCAAUUCUACCAUCUGGUGGUGAUUUCUUGAAAGUCAGUUUUCUGGGGCACAGUAACAUCUUCACUUAAGAAUUGCCUAAUAUUUAAAAACCAAAUGGGUUAUUCUGGGAAGGAAUUUUAAGAAGCCUCAUAAAUAAAAUGUCAGAAUACUUCCAAUUAUGAUUUUUCAUGCAAAUUAGCCUGAAAGCUUCAAACAUGGGAGGCCUUUGUCAUAAUGUAAUUGUCACAUGUAAUAUCUUCCUAUUUUUGUAUCUGUGUAGUGUUUUCAUUUUCCAAGUUACUGUCUAAUAUGAACAUUAAAUACUUAGUAGUUGGAGAGCUAAGACCUGCAAAUCCAUUGGGCCAAAAAGUCUCUCCUUAUGGAAUUUACUGCUAAAGUUUGUUACUUCUAAAACUGGAAGCUAUUUUCUUCGCUGUUGUGAGCAAGCAUGGCUACUCAAGAAAAAUUAGCCACAAAAUUUUGCUAUUCACCCUAAGGCACUUCAUACUAAACAAUGUAUAAUGGCCUUUAAUAUAUUCAAGGAGAUAUAACUUUGUAAGAAGCUGUAUGGAAUAGUGGGUAGAAGGUUGGCCUGGAGUUAAGAAGAUCUGAGUUUCAGUCCUACCCUAUAUAUUGCUUCUAUGACCCUGGGUAAAUCACUGUAACCUCUUAGUGCUUUAGCCACCCCUUUAAGAUCAUAAAUUGCAGAGAAGGGACUUGCCCACAUUGGUAGAGGGAAUUUCCUAACUUAGGAAUUUACUAUACCAAUGAAACAAAAAAAAAUUCCAUUUGCUUGCUUUUGUCAGAAAAAGACAAUGUUAUUAGAACUGGUAUUAUAUCAUAGUCCUAAAUAUUGACUAUAUGUAUUCCUCCUUUCUAAAAUAGAAGUAGAAGCUCUUUGCUCUACUCAAACAUGAAUAUGGAAUUGCCUAACUCAUGCAAAAUCGUAAAAUAGUUUCAUUUUUUAAGUAAACACCUUUGUUCCAUGUUUUCUUCCUGAUUGCCUCAACUUUGGAAGAUUGCAGUCAUCAAAACUCAUUCUCCAGAAGUCAUAUUAAUUGCUUUGUGUUUUUUUUGUACCAAUAUCUGAAUGUGUCAUGGGACGUUUUUUAAAAUAAAUAUUGUAUACCCAUAUCUGCUAAGCCAUAUUGUUAAAGCUACAGCAGGUAAAAAUGAACAUCAGUAGCAUGAGCUGCAAUUUUGAUAGAAUUUUUAAAGCUGCUGUUAAUGUGUAAAAUAAACCUUGUUUAGACCUCAAUGCUAGCAUUAGCUAAUGUAAAUUGUAGGAACUGGGGAGCAAGUGCCUAACCUUGCUUUUAUAUAUACAUAUAUAUCAACACGAAUACUUGUACAUUAGAAAGUGCAACUAAUUGUAAACUCGAGACAUUUCUCGUUACUGAGGACUAUGAAAUAGUGUCCUGAUAUUAUUUUAUUAAUGGUACAAAUUAGAUGACUCUGUAACAGAUAGUUUGUUCCAAUAUAUUGCCUUGAUCUCUGGAACUACACCGUAUUCAGUUGAGGGCUGUUAACUUUAACUUGGGUUUAAGCUUCAAGCUUUGCAGAUUCCUCUAUUCCAAGGCAUUGGAUUACAAAGUAUUUGAUUAGUUUUGUUUUUUAGGAUAGAUUUUCAUUUAUCAAUAAAAUACAAUCAAAUGGUA
Trichosurus vulpecula (common brushtail) is the source of this 8519-nucleotide messenger RNA. It is a transcript of the gene AKAP12, whose product is annotated as A-kinase anchoring protein 12. Gene Ontology annotation, cellular component: cytoplasm. The coding region runs from base 336 to 5528 and encodes 1730 amino acids. The transcript is spliced from 4 exons. Gene Ontology annotation, biological process: regulation of protein kinase C signaling; signal transduction. Gene Ontology annotation, molecular function: calmodulin binding; protein kinase A binding. The record is from RefSeq and is a predicted model, not a curated record. Lineage: Eukaryota; Metazoa; Chordata; Mammalia; Diprotodontia; Phalangeridae.